UCUAUCUUUACCACCCGCUGCUGAAAAAAGAGCUUUCGGAAAAAAACUGUUUAUUGGCCGCCGAUGGUCGUUGACUAAAAUACAUUUGGUGCCAGACUGUUUUGUUGCAUCUACAACCAUGGCAGCAUGCCCAAGAUACCCGCUCUACUGGGAGGAGACUGACUGCAUGAGCUACUAUGACAUGCUGUCUCUUCAUGAAGUUUUUGAAAUUGUGGGUUCCCAGUUGACAGAGACUGAUGUUGAAGUUCUGUCAUGCCUUCUAGAUGAAGCCUAUCCCAACAAACACCCACUUGAUCCAGAGGGGUGGAAUGUAGAAGUUUCACCGGACUCUGAUUUACCUUUAAAACCUCCUUGCCCACGCCUCCUAGAGGCCUGGCGUAGAAUACGUCCUAAGGGUAACCCAUGCCCCAUCGCUUCCCUCUGUAGGCCAAAGAGCGGUGUUGCUGUAUUGCUUGAACUUGAAAGACGUGGCAUCUUGCACGAGGGAAACUUAGAACCUCUGCUGCAGCUCCUUCGAAUCCUUACUCGACAUGAUCUGUUGCCUUUUGUCUCCACCAAAAAAAGGAGAACAGUGUCACCAGAAAGAGAAUCUGUAAUUUAUGGAGAAAGUGGAGGACUUACCCUCACAGAUUCACACACAGACCUGGCAUCUCAGUGGAAAACAGGUGUGGGUGCAACUGCCACGGCAUCUGCCCCAGUCCGAAGAAGAAGGGGAAGAGGCCGUGGCCGGACCAGAAAAACCAGAGACACCACAGAAACCACACCUCAGCCUACACCUAACAAAGUGACCUGUGAUAUCCGGCUGCGGGUUCGGGCCGAGUACUCUGAGCACGAGUCAGCCCUGCGAUCCCGGGUCUCCUCGGACAAGCAACACCCGCUGGAGCGCAAGUUCGAGCUGUUUAGCCGAGCCAGUAUGCUGCUGCGUGCCCGUGACCUUGGCUCUAUCGUAUGUGACAUCAAGUUUUCAGAGCUGCAGAACUUGGAUGCUUUCUGGGCUGACUAUCUAAGUGGCGCACUCCUGGAGGCACUCAAAGGUGUUUUUAUCACAGACUCGCUAAAGAGAGCAGCCGGUCAGGAGGGCGUGCGUCUGCUUGUCUGUGUGGACCAGGACGACUAUGAGGAGGGCAGGAGGCUUCUGCUAAACAACCAGCAAUACAGCACAGCAAACAGACCAACACAGAGGUCUUGAAGAGCGUCAUGGACACGGAGAAAGAGAAGGAAAUUCUUCAUGAGUUAUUUCAUUUCCAAUGAAAAGGCUAUGUAGGGAUUAAAGGUUUACAAAAAGGUUUGGACUCAUGUCUGGCAGAAUUGGAUACGGACACCUUACCAAAAAGUGAAGUGACACAGCUGUAUUAAUAUGUUUGUUGUCAAAAUAAGGGAACACAUGCCCAGACUACACACAUGAUGCUGCUGUGAAAUUGCAUGACGGAUCGGGUUUCUCUUUUUGAUUAAGCUACUGAUUAAUUAAAAAGAGAACAUAAAAAUACAUAUGUAUUUUAUGUUGUAAUUUAAAAGUAGCUGGGCUUUCACCAACAUUAUUUUUUACGAUUAGGUAUUUAUAUAGCAGAGGUGAGAUUAAGCUUUAGCAGCUGGUUUGUAACCAAGAGUACUAAAAUUCCACCCCAAAUCUUUCACCGCUCAGUUAUCCUUAUUUCAAAAAAAUGACCCAAACAUACAUAUACAGGUAUGGUGUCUUUUCUGCAAGCUGUAUGGUACAGGGCUGCUUGAUGCAGUGUAAUAAUUGGAUUAGUUUGUCUGUCUUAACAGACGACAGCAGUCUGAGUCCCAGGUCCAAAAUGACUGAGCAAUGCUCAGACAUGCCUGACAAGCCAAAUGUCCGUGUCCAGAGAACAAAAUGCGUGGAGAAAAAAUCACACAAUCACUUGAACAGAGGAAUGAAAUGAGUUGACUUAAACCACAACCACACUGGGCCUUUAUAUGUUUUGUAAUAUAAAUAUAUGGGUGAUUAAUAUUUGUUAUCUUUGUAUUGUUUUAGAAAAAAACUCUAGUUGUUCAUAGCUGAUCUGUCUGUACUUGGAGUUAAAAGGCCAGUGAAGUGUGAAAACUUCUGUCUGUUUUGUUUAAUCUGUUAAUUUAAUGGACACGUGUGUAGAAAAUUUUAUUUCAAAUUUAUUUAAAAAUAAAACAUCACAUUUGCCCAA
Messenger RNA from Trichomycterus rosablanca, 2162 nucleotides. RefSeq names its product death effector domain-containing 1 (gene dedd2). Gene Ontology annotation, cellular component: nucleolus. Gene Ontology annotation, molecular function: protein binding; DNA binding. Bases 119 to 1189 code for a protein of 356 amino acids. The record is from RefSeq and is a predicted model, not a curated record. Gene Ontology annotation, biological process: apoptotic process; regulation of apoptotic process; extrinsic apoptotic signaling pathway via death domain receptors. The transcript has 6 exons. NCBI's taxonomy places the organism in Eukaryota, Metazoa, Chordata, Actinopteri, Siluriformes, Trichomycteridae.